AUGUCUAUUGAAGAAAAACACGAUGAAGAUUUUACAAUUUUUCCAAAUAUUCUCGAUGAAAAUUUAUCAUCGAAGAAAAGAAAAGAUUUAUAUCGUUUACCAGAAUGGAUGUCAUCAUUAGCUAAACGAUUUGAUAGUAGACAAUUACAAACAGAAACAACAACUUCUAUUAAUCAAAUUGAUUAUCUCGAUGAAGAUAUUCGAUCAAUAUUAAUUAAUAAUCUUUCUAUUCAAUAUUUAUUUCCUGUUCAAUCACAAGUUAUACCUUAUUUAAUUCAACAAAAUCAAUCACAUUCACCAAUACCAUUAGCUGAUAUUUGUGUAUCAUCACCAACAGGUAGUGGAAAAACUUUAACAUAUGUUAUACCAUUAUUACAAUGUAUUCGUCAUCGUGUUAUACGUGCUAUUCGUAUUAUUAUUCUUUUACCUGUACAAGAUUUAGCUGAACAAGUUUAUCAUGUUGUUAAUCAAAUAGGAAAUAAAUUACAAUUAAAAACAGCUUUACUUGCUGGACAACAAUCAUUUGAAGAUGAACAAAAAAUUUUAGUUAAACAACAAUUGAAUGGAAGUUGGACAUCAUCUAUUGAUAUUAUUGUUUGUACACCUGGUCGUCUUGUUGAACAUAUUAGUCGAACAUCAGGAUUUUCUUUAAUAAAUCUUCGUUAUCUUGUUAUUGAUGAAGCUGAUCGAAUCAUAGAUGAAUUUAAACAAGAUUGGUUAAAUAUUCUUGAUAAUGCUGUUGGUUUAUUGAGUCAUUUAAAAAAUGAUUUUCAACCAUAUAUGCUUAGUCAAUCAUCAUCGAAUCGUAAAACCUAUCAAAAAUUACUUUUUUCAGCAACAUUAACACAUAAUCCUGAAAUUUUACAACAAUUAAAUCUAUUUCGUCCUGUACUUUUUUCAUCAUCAACAUCAAUUAUAAUGCCAUCAACAUUACGUGAAAAUUUUAUUAUUUGUUCAAUAACAUAUAAACCAUUAAUUAUUGCUUAUCUUAUUCAAAAUCAAUUACAUUCUGAACGUAUUAUGAUAUUUGUUCAUUCAAAAAAAGAUGUAGAUCGUUUAAGUUCUUUACUUAAAUUACUUUUACCAGAUAAUAUUAAAGUUAGUCAUAUAUCAAGAAAAUUACCAUCGAAAAAAAUUCAAACACGUUUAAAUAUGUUUGAACAUGGACAAAUUCAAAUUCUUGUUUGUUCAGAUGUUCUUGCACGUGGUAUUGAUAUUCCAAAUAUUGAUUGUGUUAUACUUUAUGAUUUACCAAAAAAUAUUCGUACAUAUACACAUCGUAUUGGUCGUACAGCACGUGCUGGUAAACUUGGUCGAUCAAUAACAAUGGUUGAAAAAGAACGUUUAAUAAUGUUUCGUACAACAAUAAAAACUUAUCGACGAAAUAAACUUAAACCAAUGAAUAUAAGAAAAGAAAAUUUUUCAUUUAUGUUAAAUGAUUAUCAAAAAGCUUUAGAAAUAUUUUCAAGUCAAGAACAAAAGAAAAAAUUAAAACAAAAAAAAUAA
Molecule: messenger RNA, 1506 nt
Organism: Rotaria sordida
Lineage: Eukaryota; Metazoa; Rotifera; Eurotatoria; Philodinida; Philodinidae
Source: the annotation of a GenBank genome assembly